This is a messenger RNA of Monodelphis domestica (gray short-tailed opossum), 6287 nucleotides long. The record is from RefSeq and is a predicted model, not a curated record. Lineage: Eukaryota; Metazoa; Chordata; Mammalia; Didelphimorphia; Didelphidae.
GAACGGGCAGCGCAGAGGCCUUCGGGAAACUGGAAGUUAAGGUUAUAUACCCAAUUCUCCCACACCCCUCCAUUUCCAAACAUGUUCCCGCCUAGGCUUCUUAGCUGGCAAUGGAACUUCCUGCGCCCAGCACCUCAAGCAUCGAGACAAGGCUGGGAAAAAAUGGAGGCUCUUCACCACAUGGACUCAUUGGAGUUGCAUUGCUGCCUCUAUAGGGAUCCUGGAGUCCCAGGGAUGCCCUUUGAGCGGGACAGACUCCCAGCCCAGGAGGCGUUGAGGUUCAAGGAUGUGGCUGUGGACUUCACCCGGGAGGAAUGGCACCUCUUGUCCCCUUCUCAGAAGAAGCUCUACAAGGAGGUGAUGCUGGAGAAUGCCAGGAACCUGCUCUCAGUGGAAGGAGAGACCAGACCUGAAAUGAAGGUGAAUCCAACAGAAAUGAGCCCUUCUGUGGAAGAAAUGGAUGUACAAAGAUUCAUGAGUGAUGGUCCCGAUAACUUUGCUUUCAAAAAAUUCUUUGUUGCACCUCAACAUUCAUCUCGUAUUGAACAUCAAAGAACACACACUGAGGAAAAAUCUAGUGAAACUAAUCAGUCCCAAAAGAUUUUUAUGCACAGGGCCAGCCUUGCUGGACAUCAAAGGAUCCACCCUGGAGAGAAACCUUAUGAAUGCAACCAAUGUGGAAAGACAUUCACAAAUAACUCCCAUCUUGCUGUACAUCAGAGAAUCCACACUGGGGAGAAACCUUAUGAAUGCAACCAAUGUGGAAAGACAUUCACAAAUAACUCCCGUCUUGCUGUACAUCAGAAAAUCCACACUGGUGAGAAACCAUAUGAAUGCAAACAAUGUGGAAAGACAUUCAAUCGGAGGGACAAUCUUGUUAUACAUCAGAGAAUCCACAUUGGGGAGAAACCUUAUGAAUGCAACCAAUGUAGAAAGACAUUCAGUCGGAAGGACAAUCUUGCUGUACAUCAGAGAAUCCAUACUGGGGAGAAACCUUAUGAAUGCAAGCAGUGUGGAAAGACAUUCAAUCAGUGCUCCAGGCUUGUUUACCAUCAGAGAAUGCACACUGGGGAGAAACCAUAUGAAUGCAAGCAAUGUGGAAAGACAUUCAGUCUGAGCUCUAAGCUUGUUAUACACCAGAGAAUCCACAUUGGAGAGAAACCUUAUGAAUGCAACCAAUGUAGAAAGACAUUCUGUCGGAGGGACAAUCUUGCUGUACAUCAGAGAACCCAUACUGGGGAGAAACCUUAUGAAUGCAAGCAGUGUGGAAAGACAUUCACUCGGAGCUCCAAUCUUGCUUACCAUCAGAUAAUGCACACUGGGGAGAAACCUUAUGAAUGUAAGCAAUGUGGAAAGACAUUCAGUCUGAGCUCUAAGCUUGUUAUACACCAGAGAAUCCAUACUGGAGAGAAACCUUAUGAAUGUAUGCAAUGUAGAAAGACAUUCAAUCUGAACUCUGAGCUUGUUAUACAUCAGAGAAUCCACACUGGGGAGAAACUUUAUGAAUGCAACCAAUGUAGAAAGACAUUUAGUCGGAGGGACAAUCUUGCUGUACAUCAGAGAAUCCAUACUGGGGAGAAACCUUAUGAAUGUAAGCAGUGUGGAAAGACAUUCAGUUGGAGCUCUAGUCUUUCUGACCAUCAGAGAAUGCACACUGGGGAGAAACCAUAAGAAUGCAACCAAUGUAGAAAGACAUUCAGUAUGAGUUCUAGUCUUGCUGUACAUCAGAAAAUCCACACUGGGGAGAAACCUUAUGAAUGCAACCAAUAUGGAAAGGCAUUCAGUCAGAGAGAUAGUCUUGUUAUACAUCAGAGAAUCCACACUGGGGAGAAACCUUAUGAAUGCAAGCGUUGUGGAAAGACAUUCAGCCAGAGCUCUAAUCUUGCUGUGCAUCAGAGAAUCCACACUGGGAAGAAACCUUAUGAAUGUGAGCAUUAUGGAAAGACAUUCAACCAGAUCUCUAAUCUUGCUGUGCAUCAGAGAAUCUAUACUGGGGAGGAACCUUAACAAAACCUAUAUGGAAAGAUGUUUACACGCAGCUCCAAUAUUGCUAUUGUGUAAAGGAAAUUUACCCUCCCCCCCCCCUUGCUGGAGCAGCAUUGUGUAAUUAAAAAGCUGUUACCCUAAAAACUUAUGAUUCCCAGUAUCCCACUCUUCCUGGCAUUAUGUGCUGACAUAGACAGUAUAAAAAUUUGGUAGAGCCCUACCUCUUGCUCUCUUCUCUUCCUGUGAGGGCAGCUGAGAACACCAGGAUUUUUGAGCAGGUAGAAAAACUUAGUCACAUGGUUCUAUUUUAGAGAAUAAACUUUAGAAAACCAUGAUCAUUGAAGUAUUGGACAUUAAUUAACAUCUUGUACAUUUUUUUAAAACACUUUCCUUCCAUCUUCGAAUCAAUACUGUGUAUUGGUUCCACGUCAGGAGAGUGGUAAGGGCUAGGCACUGGAGGUUAAGUGACUUGCCCAAAAACACACAGCUGGGAAGUGUCUGAGGCCAGAUUUGAACCUAGGACCUCCCAUCUCUAGGCCUGGCUCUCAAUUCACUGAGCUACCCAGUUGCCCCCAAAUCUUACAAAUUUUAAAACAAUCAGCAAAUAUAUGUAAUAGGUCAUAGGUAUCAAAUUCAAGGGUUCUUUUCUUCAACUCCAGUAGCUGCAUACUUCUUCACUAUUUGGAGGGGAAUGAAUUGAUACAGUUAGCAACGGAGUCGGAAAAGCUGAAAAUUCACCUCCAGACUCUUUAAGGUUCCUUCCCCUCCCCAGUAUCAUCAUCCAUCUAGAUUCCUUUGGUAACACCUCUGGGAUCUCCCAAAGUGAGGGAGAAUUCUUUUUUUUUUUUGAUCCAAGUCUUCAUUUUGUUUUUAGUUUUUAAUUAUAAUUUAAUUUAAACAAAAUUAAAUUAUUUAGAAUAUUUUUCCAUGGUUACAAGACUCAUGUUCUUUCCCUUCCCUUCCCCUCACCCUCUUCCCGUAUCUGACGCACAAUUCCACUAGGUUUAACAUGUGUCAUUGAUCAAGACCCAUUUUCAUAUUCUUAAUAUUUUCACUAGGGUGAUCAUUUAGUCUACUUUCCCAAUCAUAUCCCAUCAAUCAAUGUGAUCAAUCAGUUGUUUUUCUUCUAUAUUUCUUUUCUCACAGUUCUUCCUCUGAUUGUGGAUAGUGUUCUUUCUCAUAUGUCUCUUCUGAUAGUUCUGGAUCACUGCAUUGCUACUAGCAGAGAAGUCCUUUACAUUUGAUUUUACCACAAUGUAUCAGUCUCUAUGUACAAUGAUCUCCUGGUUCUGCUCUUUUCACUCUGCAUCAAUUCCUUGGAAUUCCUCCAGUUUAUUAUUCCUUUGAGCACAAUAGUAUUCCAUCACCAGUAUAUACCACAAUUUGCUCAAUCAUUCCCCAAUUGGAGGGCAUCCCCUCAUUUUCCAGGUUUUUUUUGCCACCACAAACAGCUCGGAUAAGAAUAUUGUUGUAUAAAUCUUUUUCCUUAUUAUUUCUUUGGGGUACAAGCCCAUCAGUGCUAUGACUGGAUCAAAGGGCAGCAGUCUUUUAGCACUCUUUGGACAUAGUUCCAAAUUCCUUCCAGAAUGGUUGGAUCAAUUCACACUGCCACCAGCAAUGCAUUAAUGUCUCAAUUUUGCCACAUCCCCUCCAACAUACUUUCCUUUGCUUUCAUGUUAGCCAGUCAACUAGGUGUGAAGUGAUACCUCAGUUUUUUUGAUUUGCAUUUCUCUGAUUAUAAGAGAUUUAGAAUAUUUUUAUGUGCUUACUAAUACUUUUGAUGUCUUUAUCUGAAAACUGCUUAUUCAUGUCCCUUGCCCAUUUAUCAAUUUAGGAAUGGCUUUAUUUUUUUGUACAAUUGAUUUAGUUCCUCUUUAAUUUGAAAGAUUAGACCUUUGUCAGAGGUUUUUGUUAUGAAGACUGUUUCCCAAUUUGUUGCUUCCCUUCUAAUUUUAAUUAUGUUGGUUUUCUUUGUACAAAACCUUUUUAAUGUACUCAAAAUUAUUUAUUUUGCAUUUUGUAAUUUUUUCUAAUUUUUGCUUGGUCUUAAAAUCUUUCCUUUCCCAAAGAUCUGACAAGUAUACUAUUCUGUGUUCACCUAAUUUACUUAGUUUUUCCUUCUUUACAUUCAUGUCGUUCACCCAUUCUGAGUUUAUCUUGGUGUAGAGUGUGAGAUGUUGAUCUAAACAUUAUCUCUCCCAUACUGUUUUCCAAUUUUCUCAGCAGUUUUUGUCAAAUGUGGAUUUUUGUCCCAAAAGUUGGGAGGACCAGAGAAUUCUGCACUGAGCAUAGUGUGGAGGAAUCUCAUUUUGGAUGUGUUGUAGACUGGGCAGGCCAAAAUGGCAAGGUGGUGUAGGGAGAUUAAUAUCCCCCCUGAAUCUCAGGUUUAUUCAAACUAAUUGCUAGGACCAUUGUACCCAGGAAUAGAAGCUGUUUGAGACAGGUAAUGCAACAUUCUUUCAUAGAGUGGGCAAUGCUUGCAAUUCUAUUUCCUGUCUGUCGUUUGGAAGAGUAACCUUCCUUCCCCUCCCCUCUAGGGGUAAAAUGCCAGAGGCCAGGUGCUUCUACAAAGCUGCUUUCAGGACAUGUGGCUGGAGGCCAAAGAAAAGUUUAAGCUGCUACCAUGCUUGAGACCCACAUGGGAGCUCAGAUAAAGGAAAGAUCAGACUUUGGGGAGCAAAAUAGAGCUAAACUUUGUUAAUUUCAGCUCAAUUAUCAAUACUUCCUAAUAACAAAAGGCUGAACUGAAAUCACUUCCUCCAGUGCUCUGGAAUUUUAAGUUGGAGGUAGAAUAUUAUUGGAGGACCUGGGUUGCUUCCUCCAAGUGAAAGAAGUCAGGAGGGUUAGAGGCUAAUUUUUGCUUAAAAAAACACACACAUACCUGGCUUACCAGGUCACAUCAAGCAAUGGCUAUCCAGCUGCUGUUAAUGUAAGGGAAAGAGUUAUUUAUACUUUCCCAUCUUCUGGAGAGUGACUCCAAGUAUUCCCAGAUUGGCAGCAGCAGCAAUGGCAGCAGCUGCAGAAGGAACAGGACUCCAGGCAGUAAGGGAGGGAGGCAGGAUCUACAGUAGCAGCAUCUCAGGAGAACUCUGAAGUCCCCGAGUUGGGGGAAUCAGUGCAAGGCCAUGGCAGGAGAAACAUGGUUUCUUUUCAAACUAAUCAGAGAAUUAAUGGUUCUGAACUUCACUUGUGUGGUUGUCAUAAAUGUAAGAUUUAAGUUAAUAUAUAAUACUUGAAUUAUUCUAUUUUUAUAAAGUCUAUUAUCUAACAAAAUAGAACCAUUUGACUAAGUCUUUCUACCUGCUCAAAAAUCCCUAAGUUCAUAGCUCCCCUCACAGGAAAAGAAGCGAAUGAAAGGUGAGCCUACACUAAAUUUAUAUCCUGUCUAUGUCAGCACAUAAUGAUAGAAAGAGAGUGGGGUGCUGGGAAUUGUAGGUUUUUAGGGUAACAUAGUCUAAUUACAUAGCAUACCUGGUGUGAGCCUAAAGUUGACAAAAAGGUGAGGAUUGCAUGAUGGAAGCCAUUGAGCGAGAAUAGAAUGGCAGCAGGAAAAAAGGCAGCAAUAGAGUGGAGAAAUCAUGAGAUGAGCACAGGGUGAUGUCCCUUGCACUGCCCCCUGGACUACCCCACAGGUUGGCCCAGGCAAAAUAGCUACGGUUGCCUCCUGAGACAAGAUAUGUGAGAGUUAGUGAGUGGAGAAAAUAUUUGAUAAACUGAGGCAAAAGUGGGUAUCCAACCUCUUCUCUUUCAGUUUUGUUGAUGGCUGAACUUCCCUGUGAGCAUGGCUAGUGUAUCCACAGAAGAGCAAGCUAAAUGGAGCAGUGAAGAAAGUAUAUCUCUCUCCUGUCUUUACAUCUUUUCCCCCUACUACUUUAGGUUAAAUAUAAUUAAUUUAGAGACAGUCUCCUAAUUUUCCCUUAUAUCCAUCACAGAAACCACAGACAUUCACACUGAGCUCUCACCUUGUUCAAAAUCAGACAAUUCACUCUAGUAUGUCAUAAGCUCUCCUCAGAUUUAGUCCAAAUGGGCAUAUGAUUUAGACCUAACAUGUGAACCUAUAAGCAAAUUAAGGGAGUGUGGAAUAGUUUACUUUUCAGAUCGAUUUAUUGAUAUGGGAAGAAUUUAUGACCAAAUAAGAAAUGGAUAACAUUAGGUGUAAAAUAGGUCAUUUUUAUUACAUUAAGUUCAAAACUGUUUGUAAAAACAAAACUAAUGCAACCAAGAUUAAAAGUGGAAACAAAGUUAUCGUUUGUUUUACAACUAUGUGUCCAAUUAAAUACUUCAGUUUUUAAAAAUUCUAA